This is a messenger RNA of Ziziphus jujuba (common jujube), 1472 nucleotides long. Its product is annotated as adenylate kinase 1, chloroplastic. Lineage: Eukaryota; Viridiplantae; Streptophyta; Magnoliopsida; Rosales; Rhamnaceae. Gene Ontology annotation, molecular function: ATP binding; AMP kinase activity. The record is from RefSeq and is a predicted model, not a curated record. Bases 193 to 1071 code for a protein of 292 amino acids. Gene Ontology annotation, biological process: nucleobase-containing compound metabolic process. Gene Ontology annotation, cellular component: cytoplasm; mitochondrion. The transcript is spliced from 4 exons.
AAAUUCCACAACAAAAGUAGAGAGAGAGAGAGAGAGAGGAUUGCUAGGGUUGCGAGCUUCUGCGUUUUGGCGGAAGCACCUUGUUGAAGACAGACACUGAGUGUGAGAGUUUAUAUAGUUAUUACCGUUCUCUGUUUGUCUGAGCUCUCAAAACUCAGAAAAGAAAAAAGAAAAUAAAAAAGCUUUCCUCCAAUGGCGGCUGCUUUAACCCGCCUAACGAAACCCGCUUCGUUGGCGUUCUCUUCUGUGAAUAUCAUAAGGAGAUGCUUCUCAUCGGCAGUUGCUGUAUCAGAGACCAACAAUGCUGCUUCCUAUGUCCCUCCAUUUGUUCUCGACUCCAAUCGACCACGUAAAGAUCCAAAGGACCGCAACGUACAGUGGGUGUUCCUAGGCUGCCCUGGAGUCGGAAAAGGUACUUACGCUAGUCGUCUUUGUAAUCUCCUCGGUGUCCCUCACAUCGCCACCGGCGAUCUUGUCCGAGAAGAGCUCGCUUCCUCUGGUCCCCUCUCUCAACAGCUGUCUGAGAUUGUGAACCAAGGUAAGUUGGUUUCAGAUGAAAUUAUUAUAAGCUUGUUAUCAAAGAGACUGGAGGCUGGGGAAGCUAAAGGUGAAUCAGGAUUUAUUCUUGAUGGUUUCCCUCGAACAAUACAACAGGCGGAAAUACUGGAAGGGGUCACCGACAUUGAUUUGGUGGUCAAUCUGAAGCUUCAGGAAGAUAUAUUGAUUGAUAAAUGCCUUGGUAGAAGAAUUUGUAGCCAAUGUGGGGGAAAUUUCAAUGUGGCAUCUAUUAAUGUCAAGGGUGAGAAUGGGAAACGUGGAAUUAGCAUGGCUCCACUUCUUCCCCCUCCACAUUGUAUGUCAAAACUUAUUACUCGAUCAGAUGAUACUGAAGCUGUUGUAAAACAACGACUUCGUAUCUAUAAUGAGAAGAGUCAACCCGUAGAGGAAUUCUACCGUAGUCAGGGGAAAUUAUUGGAGUUUGACCUGCCAGGAGGGAUCCCAGAAUCAUGGCCAAAGUUGCUUCAAGUUCUUAAUCUUGAUGAUGAGGAAAAGCAGUCUGCUGCAGCAUAAUUCAUGAUACUAUACCAAUUAAUUGUAAGAUGCCAUUCUUUGCAUGUGAAAUGCAUGCUAGCAAUUUUGCAAGGAAAUAUUUUUGUCUCUUUGAAAUAAAAACCUUGAAUUAUUUGUGACCAUAAUCACACACAGCGGAUGCCUAGCUGGACUCCCUAAUUUGUUUGUUAUUUACUUUUGCUUGAAGAUGAUUCUAGUAUAUUGUAAUACGAGACACAUGGAGAAAGACAGAUUCAUGAUAGUAUUAUUUGGUUGAGGUAUGAUUUAAGGAAACUAUUUAGCUUCAAUGGAUAGGCUGGUUGUAACUCAUUAUCUGCGUAAAAAAUGCUGUAUUGUUGUUGUAACCAAUAACUAAUAAUUCAGUCAAUAACAUCUUUUUCUGAUGCUCUUUUACUAAUUUA